AAUAUUUUUUUUAAAUAGAAAAUACCACAAGCUACUCUAUAAUAAUGGUGCACGGCAUUUGUCGUGCCGAGGUAUUCGUCUUUCUAGGAUCUGUGGGUAUUGUUUUGAGUUCGCAUUUUCAUCUUGGACUCUUAAUGUUGCGGGGACAGAAGAACUGGGCGAGUUACGAACUUCAGGCGAGUGCUAUAUCUAUUGCAGUAGACAACGCCAGAAAAGAUGGACAUUUCCUGAAUCAUACUUUCAGUGUGACGUCACGUUUUGUCGAUGACAUGUCCCUGACGGCAGGUGAAACAGUGCGCAUGAUCACAGAGGAUAAGAUUGAUCUACUUUUGGGCCAUCCCUCCUCAAAGCGAAAUCUAGGACCCGCUUACGUGACCCCAUAUUAUAACAUUCCCCAUAUCAGCUGGGAAGCCAACGACCCAACAUUCGAGAAGAAAGACAUAUUUAAAACGUUUAUACGGCUGUCUUCAACCUUUAACAAAGUUGGUCUGGCUACAGCUUCACUGUUUACCAAGUUCAACUGGAAUGUCACUGCACUUCUCAUACAGACGUCUUAUGACCUAUGCUUGCAUGCAAUGAAUGGUUUUUUAACCAGAGUGGCGCACCAUAAAAUUACCGUGUCUUCUUACCUACGUUUUACAGAAAAUCCUUCCAAAAGUCAGAUAGAUCAAUAUUUGAACACUAUCAAGAAAACAGCAAGAAUUGUGUUUAUGUGCGCAGAAAAUAACAAUUUCCGAGAAAUAAUGAUACGAGCUCACUACAACGGGAUGACAACUGGAGAUUACGUCUUCAUCGAUCCAAACUUCUUAUCAAACGCCGACAAGUAUCGAUACACCGCGUGGUAUAAGAAUGACUCUGACGACGUCAUAUCACGUGAAGCAUUUCGUCAUGUCAUUCAUUUAACAGCAGCUAGAUGGUUUGAUGAUGCCAGCAAGGAGCGUCACUUAGAACUAAUGAGAACGAUUCCACAGAGAAUGGCAGAGCCUCCAUGGAAUGAUUCUACUGCACUUGAUGAAGGCCUCUCCCCCUCCACAUCAGCUCCUACGUUACAUGAUUCUAUGUACCUGGCUGUUUUGUGGUGGGACCAUUGUUAUAAAAGAGGACUGAAUCACAGAAACGGGGCUGGACUAUUCGAGUUUACUCACAACUUAACUUAUAAUGGUACUAGUGGUAAAAUUCACUUUGACGGUAAUGGAGAUAAACAGCCUGUGUUUUGGGUAGAGGAUCUGAAAAAUAAAAGCGAUGAAACGAGGAUUUUUGCCAUUGUAGAAACAGGAUCGGAGAUUGUAACUAUCUGGCAAGAUAAGUCUACUCUGUGGUUGACCGAUGAUGGCGAGGCACCACCAAGUACGCCACCCUAUUACACCACUGAAAUUAUCAUCUCUCUCUCUAUUGUCGUCGUAUUUCUCAUUGCGGUCAUUAUAGCAGGAUUUUAUAUCAGGAAGAGAAAAUAUGACCUUCAAAUCUUGAGGAUGACUUGGAAAAUAGAAAUUACUGAUGUUAGCAUAAAGGGAAACAAACGUGGAAUUGGAAGUCAGCUCAGUAAGAGUACCUUUUCAAUGAUUGAUUGUGAAGGUAAUAGUGAUGGCACUAGUCACCUCAACUUUACCAAGACAGCUGAGUAUAAAGGUCAGACAGUAGCCAUCAAAACAAGCCCUCUGUCUACAGUUCACCUAACUAUGACGGACUUGGUGGAACUGCGAGCCAUGCGGGACUUUUUACAUGCUAACGUGAAUCCCUUUAUCGGCGCCUGUAUCGAUCCUCCCGACAUUUGCUGCCUGUUUCUGUAUGGCACCAAGGGAAGCCUUCAGGAUGUCUUGGAAAAUGAUGAUAUACGACUCGAGUGGGCUUUUAAAGUUGGAAUACUGAAAGACAUCGCUAUGGGAAUGAAGUACCUCCACUCCUCUGUCCUGAAAUCGCACGGUCGACUUAAAAGUUCUAACUGUAUCAUCGACAACAGAUGGACCGUGAAGGUCACGGACUACGGGGUGUCUGCUUUCUACGAACAUGAACAACUGGCUAAUAUUAAGAGAAUGGAAAAAUUUAAAGAUUUAUUAUGGACGGCACCGGAAAUAUUAAGGUCUGGCGACAUUGCUCCAAGGAAUGGCACAAAGGCGGGUGACGUGUAUAGCUAUGGUAUCAUCAUGCACGAAACGUUCUACCGUAUAGAUGUAGUUAAGGACAUACACAAUGGGCAGUCGUGUAAACCUGAGAUGAUCAAGUCUGAGGCCAUCAAACCUCAGAUGAUAAAGCUAAUGAAGAUGUGUUGGGACGAUGACUGGAGACUGAGACCGGAUUUUACCAGUAUCCUGAGCUUUAUCAAAGAAAACAACACAGAGGCGAGUGUGAACAUAAUAGACUCCAUGAUUACGAUGUUAGAGAAGUACGCCAAUAACCUAGAAGACCUGGUGGAAGAAAGGACAGUGGCCCUGAAUGAAGAGAAGGAUAAGACUGACAGACUGCUCUACAGGAUGUUACCCAGGCUGGUUGCUGAUAAACUAAAGAGAGGUGAAUUUGUUGUCCCAGAGGAGUUUGAGGCUGUAACCGUCUUCUUUUCAGACAUCGUGGGGUUUACCACCAUUGCUUCAAAAAUCACACCGCUAGAUGUCGUUGACUUUCUUAACGAGAUUUAUACGUUAUUUGACGACAUAAUCUCCACGUAUGAUGUUUAUAAGGUGGAAACAAUUGGUGAUGCUUAUAUGGUGGUCAGUGGUUUACCAGAGAGGAAUGGUAAUGCUCAUAGUGGCGAGAUAGCUAACAUGUCUUUAGCCAUAUUGGGACAACUCAAGCAAUUCAAGUUAAAGGCUAUUCCGGAACAGAAAGUAAUGGUUAGGAUAGGUCUGCACACUGGACCGGUCUGUGCAGGUGUAGUAGGACAGACGAUGCCCCGCUACUGUCUAUUUGGGGAUACCGUGAACACAGCCUCCAGAAUGGAAUCUAAUGGAGAAGGUGGCAAGAUACAUAUUACAGAAAAUACAAAGACUGCGUUGCAAAAUCUUGGAGGGUAUGAUAUGGUCGACAGAGGAAAUAUAAAAAUAAAGGGAAAAGGAGAAAUGUUCACAUACUGGUUGUUAGAUAAAACAAAGAUUCUACCCCCUAUCUUCUCCCCGAGUAACUCGGAAAAGAGGGAGAUGUGUAGUUUCACAAGACGCCAGAUGUCGCUGAGAUGCGGGGUAGAUAUAACAGAUGGAUAUCCCUCAGAGGAAUGGACAGGUGUAUACUACUAAUCUGGGGUGUACCAGGAUUCGGGACGACCAAAUUGUACAAAUCUCAUCUCAAAUUUCGGUCUUAAGUCCUCGAUUUCCGCUUCACUUAACCCAUCAGUGCCCACUACUGAUAUUAGAUUUAUCAUGGUUCAGGCCAACCAACUUGAAAAUCUCAGAAUCUAAGCUCAAAGUUCAGUUUCAAAUCCUAAAUUUUGGCUUCACCUGGUCCACUACUGAUCUCAGAAUAACAAGAACCAGGAGGAUUGUAUAUUUACCACAAAAUCCAUGCAGCUGGCAUAAAAAGAAAUGACGAAGGAAAGCU
Molecule: messenger RNA, 3528 nt
Organism: Saccostrea cuccullata (small rock oyster)
Lineage: Eukaryota; Metazoa; Mollusca; Bivalvia; Ostreida; Ostreidae
Product: atrial natriuretic peptide receptor 1-like
Exons: 23
Coding region: 45-3227 (1060 amino acids)
Biological process (GO): protein phosphorylation; intracellular signal transduction; receptor guanylyl cyclase signaling pathway
Cellular component (GO): plasma membrane
Molecular function (GO): adenylate cyclase activity; ATP binding; peptide receptor activity
Source: RefSeq, a predicted model, not a curated record